UAGUGCCGUUGGGUUUGUUACUGUCAUUGAAUUGACAACAGUUGACACUUGACGGGUUUUGUCAAUGUGAACGUGUGACAUCUCGAAAAUGGCUGACUCUGGGCCGAGUAAAAGCGAUAUUGAAGCAGUUUUUCAAAGAUUACGAGCGAUUCCUGCUAAUAAAGCAUGUUUCGACUGCAACGCCAAAAAUCCUACGUGGUCAUCUGUGACGUACGGUGUAUUCAUAUGUCUCGACUGCUCGGCGGUGCACCGAAGCUUGGGAGUCCAUCUCACCUUCGUUCGUUCGACUCAACUGGACACUAAUUGGACAUGGAAACAGCUGAGAAACAUGCAACUUGGCGGGAACAUAAAUGCUAUACAAUUCUUCCGCACCCACGGGCUGGUGACAGAGGAUGCUCGUCAGAAGUACAGUUCACGAGUGGCACAGAUGUAUCGUGACAAACUUAAUUUACUCUCUGAACAGGCUAUGAAAACACAUGGGACCAAGUUACACAUAGAAGCUACAGCACCGGAGCCCAAGGAGAAUAAGGAGGCCGAGGUAGAUUGGUUUUCACAACACGGAAAGUCGACAAGCACUAACACAAACGAGUUUGCAAAUGCCUCCCAGGCCAAUAAACAGGAGCCCCUGAGUUCAGAAGCUCGUUUAUGGGACUCUGGUCCAGCGCUGGGAUCGAACGCUGACACCCCUCGCCCGUCAACCAUCGGGAGCAGGAAACCUGCUGCCAAACGAACCGGGCUGGGCGCGCGUAAGGGUUUGGGAGCCACGAAGGUGUCAGCUAAUUUUGAAGACAUCGAACGCGAGGCUAUCAUGGCCGAGAAGCUCAAGAUGGAGACGAAGGCUUCGGAGCAGAGAGCCACGCUGGAGAACGUGGAACAGGAAGUGGCCUCGUUGCGACUGGCGUACCGGGAACCCAGCAACAAGCCCAACUCUGAGCGGCUGGGUAUAGCUGGAGCGAACAGGGCGAACACAUCCGGCGUGUCCCACUCGGCCGCGUCGGACAUGACCAUCAUCGAGCAGGAGGGGUCCGCAGCGCCACCCACGCACCUGGACGACAUCGACGACUUCACCUCCUCGUUCACCAUGAUCAGGAGCGAGCCCUUCAGCAACAGCCGCGCUCUGGACAGGAUGUUCGGUGAGGCGGACCGGCCGGAGCGCAAGUUCUCGCUGGAGAGCGCGCAGCACAUCGAGCCGGAGCCGGCGCGGCCCGUGCACUCCAUGUUCGCGGACGAGCGGCCCCCCGCGCCCGCCCCGCCCCGCCCCCGCGCCAAGAAGAACGCGCCAGAGCCCGAAGAUGACUCCGCCGUGCGCAAGUUCGGCUCGGCCAAGGCUAUCAGUUCCGCGCAGUUCUUCGGAGAGCAGGAUCGUUCGUGGGAGACGUCGGGCAGCACGGCGUCCAGGUUUGGCGGCAGCAGCAGCAUCUCGUCCGCCGAGUACUUCGGGGACUCCGCCCCGCAGCGCCCGCCCUCGUUCUCCGUGUCGGCGCCGCACCUCGACGACGUACGUACCCCCCCCCAACUCCCCCUGACGCAGUAUAGCGCUGUCCUUGUCUCGCAUGCUGCUACUUCCGCUCAAACAAUAUUUAUGAUGUCCGAUUGUGGACUGGUGGUAGGACGUCUUGUGAGUCCGCGCGGAUAGGUGCCACCACCCUGCCUACUUCUGCCGUGAAGCAGUAGUGCGUUUCGGUUUGAAGGGUGGGGCAGCCGUUGUAUUGUAAAACUGAGCCCUCAGAACUCAUAUCUCAAGGUGGGUGGCGACAUUUACGUUGUAUGUAUGUCUAUGGGCUAUGGGCUCCGGUGACCACCUAACAUCAGGGGUCGUGAGCUCAUCUGCCCAUCUAAGCAAUAUAAAAAAACACACACCACACACACUCACACACACGAGUCUAAUUGUACUGGGAGACCUGUGAAAACUAUAACAGAAAGAAAGAAAAUCGUCUGGUAUCAUUUUUCGCAUUUAAUAUUGGUCGACUGUUAUUAUAAUUACAUGAUAACAGUUGAGUUUAGUGCAAACUUACAAGACGUCCUACCACCAGUAAUAAAGUGUGUUUUUUUUUCCGCAAGAAUGUUUCGUGUCUUGAUGAUUUGAAUUCUGGAUUUGUGAUAUCGUCGCGAAGCUGCGAGCUUCGGACUCGAUUAAGUUACUCUAAGUGAUUCUACCGGCGGUCCCCCCUGGCCCCGCAGGUGCGCGAGUCGGUGCGCGCGGGCGUGACGCGCGUGGCGGGCCGCCUGUCGUCGCUGGCCAACGGCGUCGUGUCCUCCAUCCAGGAGAAGUACGGCUACUGAUACAGGCGCAGCUGUCCGGGACUCGAACCCGGGGCCUGGCGACUACCGUGUACAACUUAGACGACAAUAUAAUGCAUUAUACAUCAAUAUUUUACAGUUUUGUUUUUUGGAUCGCGCUGUCUCUCUCUCUCUCUCUCAUUUAGAGCAAAUAAAAAGGAUGGAACUAUUACCUGGUCGAGCACAUCUUUGUUAGCCGUGUUGCCAGUGUAAAAAAUAAGUUGAGUUUAGUGAUGUUAAUUUGUCACUGUUUUCGAUCGCAUAUUAUUUCGGUAUCGCAUAAUCGCCUAUGUGAUUACAGAAAACUAUGGCACUUCAAAAUCGCCAAUGUGCAUCACUAAUGAUAUUAGUAAAAAGUUUGAGUGGUAAAUUGCAAUAUGCUACGCAAAGAGACGCUAGACUAGGAAUAAAGUAUUUGCUUUUAGCCAAACCUUUUUUUUUUUAAAUUAUAAAAUGGUCUGUUUGACGAUGGCAACGACGCUGAUGAUGACCACGGCCCAUAAUGAUCCUUCGUCUCGAAAUAAAUAGAAGCUGUUGUGUUUUAAAACAUUUCUACAUAUUUUUUUAUUUCAAUUUUUUUUUGUAAUAAUAAUUAUAAAAAUCAUUCCUAAGUAUGAUAAGAAAUAAUAACAAGAUAUCUAUUUAUUGGAUUGAAUGAAGAUAUAACCUAGAAAGGGAUAGUGUAGUUUUAUGUAUUUUAUUUUAAUAGUUUGCGUUUAUAAAGUGAAGAAUAAAUAUAGUUUAUCUGUUAAAAGGGCGUUUAAAUUUGCCAGUCUAAAAAAAUAAGCAUUUAUUUUUUUAAUUUAUAAUUUUUAAUGUUUUGACUUGUAUUUUUAUUUUGGCACUGCGAUACAGCUGCGUGAAAAUAAUUUAAAAUCUAGCAACACCACGGUCACCAUCGAUAUGCAGCUGGUAACACAUGUUGAUGCUCGUGAAUAUCAUUAGAAGCCUCCAACUCCCGGGUUCUGUAUUGGUCACAUAUUGUUUUCCAAAAACAGCUUCAGCUUCUCAGAGAGCCCUACCCUUGUGGCUUUUAAUCUUAACGUGAAAACUCCUGAAGAAGUCAUUUGGCAUUACACAGUGUGUAAGAAUCGUUCUCUAAGCCAAAACGGACUACUACAAUAAAAGAAAGUAAAAAUCCAUAUUUAUUUACUGAUCUAAAUAUUACACACGUUUUUACCAUUGUACCACCUAGCAUUGGAGUUUCUUACCCCCGGAACCAUUGCUCUCUUCCACGAUGCGUUUUCCAAAGAUAUUUCAUGUCCCGUAUCAUCCGGCUCUGUAUACAGUACCUUGACCCUGUAAUUGCUGAUAUCUAUGAGCGAUGGUGACCACCCAUUAUCACAUAUCCUUAACUCACUCCUCUGUUAUUGAAAUCAAUAAAAAAGUUUUAAAAAUGUCAUCCUCGUGAACCCGCAAUGUAAUGUAAAGAUAGUUGAUGACCACCCCGCGCUCCCUCAGGCCGUUGACCUCGCACAACUUGAUGUUUAAUUGUGGUCGCAUACGUACAAAACUCGAAAAUACUGACUAACAGCAUCUUACUGGGGAAACCAAACCGAUUUGCUAAUAGCGCUGUUUUUUUUGAAGUUAUACUUUAGGCGCGUUAUGAAAAAUUAAUGAGAGUGAAAUUUAACGAUGCGCGCGCACCGUGACGUAAAAUUAACAGAAUGAAGUUGCCCACUAAAUCGCUCAUUACACCGACGUAACUUGGCGAGUCUGAAUAUAGCCGCAGGUGAACUUUCGCGCAUGUACACUCGUAAAAAAAAGUGUUAUUAGCAUUCAUUUUUUAGUAAUAUAAAUGACAAAAUUAUUAUUUAUUAUAAUUCAUACUAAAUUUUAUUAAAUUAUUAACGUUAAAUAUUUAUUAUUAAUUAUUUAAUAUUUAAAAAAAGAAAAAGAAAUAAAUUUAAUAAAAAUAAAGUAUAACUUCUUACGCGCGUACAUGCACCCUUUUUUAAUUCCAAAUUUUGUGAGCCCACAGUUGUGAACGCAAAGGUUCUUGCUGGUUAAAAAAAUGUUUGUCACUAGCUUUGAAAAUAUUGAAAUUCUUACAAAAAUGUUUUGUACGUUUUACAUUGCGGAUUCAGCUAAUAUUGUUAACAUACUAACACCUUUACGUACGGCUCUCUUACAUCGGGUUAUUAACAAAAAAAAAGCAUGAUUAAACACACGAAUAUAGCAUUGUUAAAGCUUAUUUUAUAACAGUGGCAAGUAAACUAUUUAUUUAGGUUCAAAUUCUAUCGCAUUAGUUGAGGUAAACCAUAAGACAUGAUAAUGACGAGAUAAAGCGAUUAGACUAAACAAAUUCGGUCAUACGCAGACUGCUUGUUAAGACUUGAUUUAAAUAUGUCAAAGUUUAAAUUGAAAUCGAAGUUAACCAAAAUGUGCACCCAUCAUACAUACCGAGUCAUGUAUCGUUGAAAAUUAUUCUUAUAAUUUUUUAACCGGCUACAACUUUAUUUUCAGCUUAAAAAGAUAGCUAAGCGCAAUUCAAAACGCGUGACGUCAUUUGGUGCCGAAAUAAUCCACAAGCUAACCAUAGAUUAUGCACAACCCACCUAUGACGUCAUGCAUUGUUUAAAAAAAACAAUAUUGUUUCACAGUUAAUUGUAAGAUCAAUUGUAAUUACUUAUUAGAUAUUUUUUUUAGUUUUUCUAUCUCUUAUGCGUAUGAAAAGCCCAAACAGCUGUAUUUAUAUAAGUGUUCAAAGUAAAAAACUAUAAUAUAUAAUUAAUUUGUAGAUGUUAUUGUAAGUGUAUAUAUUCCAACGCUCCGUAUGUAUCGUAAUAGAGUUUCAGUUUUCGUUACUAUUGAAGUUAUAUGAACAUAAAGGUGUAUUAUAAUAAAUAUUAUAUUUACA
This is a messenger RNA of Bombyx mori (domestic silkworm), 5140 nucleotides long. It is a transcript of the gene ArfGAP3, whose product is annotated as ADP-ribosylation factor GTPase-activating protein 2. Lineage: Eukaryota; Metazoa; Arthropoda; Insecta; Lepidoptera; Bombycidae. The transcript has 9 exons. Gene Ontology annotation, biological process: COPI coating of Golgi vesicle. Gene Ontology annotation, molecular function: GTPase activator activity. The record is from RefSeq and is a predicted model, not a curated record. Bases 89 to 1636 code for a protein of 515 amino acids.